Molecule: messenger RNA, 2821 nt
Organism: Anopheles coustani
Lineage: Eukaryota; Metazoa; Arthropoda; Insecta; Diptera; Culicidae
Gene: UbcE2H
Product: ubiquitin-conjugating enzyme E2 H
Exons: 2
Coding region: 458-1006 (182 amino acids)
Biological process (GO): protein polyubiquitination; ubiquitin-dependent protein catabolic process
Cellular component (GO): nucleus
Molecular function (GO): ubiquitin conjugating enzyme activity
Source: RefSeq, a predicted model, not a curated record
UGUAAUCUAUUUUCAUUUCGUACGUUCAAUAGGUCGGCUGCGUCGCGAUACGGUUGCACGAAAGAAAGGUGGUUUCUCUGGCCCCCUUCGAGAAACCAUCUGUGUGUGUCCAGCAACGCAAGGUCGAGUGUUUUUCGAACUAUAUUCUAGGAAGUGCUAGAUUUUCCUAGUGAGUGCACUGAUUCGGGCAGCGAGAUACGUUCAUCUAUCAAAGCCUUGCGACAGGAGCAACCAUCAGCCUGUGCUGCAGCCAGCGGUCGGAGGAAGUUAUAAAAUAGACUCCAAGGAACAAAGCAUCAAACAAAACUAAAAAAAGAGCAGGAGCACUGCAACGUAGGAGUAGCCUGGCCUGUGCGAAAGGUCACUGCCAAGCCACACACGGCAGUCGAAGGGAAGCCGUUUAUUUACAUUUGAACAAUCCGUUGGGUGGUGGGGAAGCGCGCGUCAUCCUGCAGCAAUGUCGUCGCCCAGCGCAGGCAAGCGCCGUAUGGACACGGACGUGAUCAAGCUGAUCGAAAGCAAGCACGAGGUGACCAUCCUCGGCGGGUUGAACGAGUUCUGCGUGAAGUUCUUCGGCCCUAACGCGACCCCGUACGAGGGCGGCGUGUGGAAGGUGCGGGUCCAUCUGCCCGAGCACUACCCGUUCAAGUCGCCCAGCAUCGGGUUCAUCAACAAAAUCUACCACCCGAACAUCGACGAGGUGUCCGGGACGGUGUGCCUGGACGUGAUCAACCAGGCGUGGACGGCGCUGUACGAUCUGUCCAACAUCUUCGAGUCCUUCCUGCCACAGCUGCUCACCUACCCGAAUCCGGUCGAUCCGCUGAACGGGGACGCGGCCGCCAUGUACCUCCACAAGCCGGAGGAGUACCGGAAGAAGGUGGCCGACUACGUGCGCCGGUACGCGACAGAGGAGGCGCUCCGGGAGCAGGAGCCGGUCGAGAGCUCCGACAGCGAGAGCAGCAUGUCGGACUUUAGCGAGGACGAGGCGCAGGACAUGGAGUUAUAACAACGGCUACCUUUACUACGCGUUUUCGACAGCAUUAACCAAUCGAACUCGGUCCAACUGCAUGCACCGCCGCUACCGCCGCCGCCGCCGCUGCAGCCAUCAUCGCGGGCGUCGCACUAUCACCACCAUCACCACCACCACCACCAUCGUAAUCACCGUCACCAGCAGCAGCGGCGACGGCGGCAGCAGCUGCAGCAGCACGUGGUACCGCCAGGCAAGCAGCGACGGUGCUACCGCCUUCGCACUGCGCUGUGAGCCAACCAACCAACAGCCAGCCAGCGCCAGCAGUCUUCGACCAAGGCCAGCACCAAUCUCCUCCAAAUUAACCGUGUCUUCUUUCGCUACCCACUAAUUUCCAUAGCAACAUCCGGCCGACGUACGAAAUGUUUACCCCAUGCUCCACGUGAGAGCUUCAAAUUGUUCUUGCGUGCUACAAAAUUUUCAGUAAGCAAUGUUUUUUUUGGCAACAGGCAGACCGAGGCAAGCUGCUGGCGUAGGCUAUAUUUCGCACUCACACACACACGCUGUUUGGGCCGAGUUCACCUUCUCCCUAUCCUCCCCGGGUUGAUAUACGAAUGCAAUACGUCGUUCAAAACUAAUAACGUUUUAUAUUAUUAUUUUUUGUUUAGCGUUUAUAAGAGUCUUUUACUUCUAGCUGCUGGGUUUGUCCUAGCAGACGUAGAAUAGGUAGUAUAAGGAGAAGCAAUAAUGCACUGUUACAGCGAGAGUUUAUGAGGAACAAUAGGGAAAUGAGAUACGGAGGCAAAACCUUAGAACACAAACGAACGCCAAAUGAGGAAAUUCAUGCACGCGCAAUAUCAACGAAAGCCAUAGCCGCCAACAGACACCUAGCGUCGGCGUUAGUCGUCCUUUCUGCGACAGGCAGGAUCACCCCCACCCAGGGGAUUUCACCCCGGGGAAAAACCGGGGUGUUUUGCUAGAGCAAAGCAGUAGUAAGCGAGUGACAAAAGAACGUCUCAGAGCGGAGUAAAGAGAAGCGCGGACAUUGCUACUCAUGCCAAGGGGGUUUUUUGUUUUGUUUCGCAGUCUGUCAACUUUCUCACUCUCCCUUCCCCGUCGCUGUCCUCGAUCGAUCGAGCGAAAUAUAUGUACAGGUUUAAUCAUCGUGAUCCGCAAAACCGUUUACGAAUGGAUAGGCGUGUUUUUUCUCUUAAUAUCUUGUUUGCUUUUUAAUUUACAAUUAGUCUUUUUUUUUGUUCGUUUGCAUCGUGUGUGUUAUAAUUAAGUCGUUAGGUCGUCGUCGCCGUUGAACGCAAUUCAUAGUUGCCACACGCGGAAAAGUUUCACUCUCCUGGCGCGUUCGAAUCGGUUCAUCCGCGCGGGAACGAAUCUUUCGGGAAUAGUUGAACAUGAGCGUGAGCAGAAACGAAACAAGAUUUUGCGAUGCACUUCUACUGGAAGAAACCUAAUCUUGAAACACAAAAACACAGAAUUUUCAUUAUUAUAUCAGAUAGAGCUAUUAUGAGUAUGGAAUAAUAUCGCUACAAUUAGUAGGGAAGGAGGAAGAUUAUAUACACGGUAGCAAUCGACAGGAUACAAAAGUUAAACGAGUCAUAAUAACGAGAAUUCCCCGAUAUGGUGAUGAUGCAUUAAAAAAAUUAUGAAUUUAGUGAUCGUGUGAAGGGUUGAAGAAGCGAAAGAUGUACUCACAUAAAGAAGGGAUGAGAACAAUAUAUAUAUAUAAAUAAAUUAAUAAAUAUAUAUAUAUACAUUAUAUAGCAGGAAGAUAGCUCCUCAGCAGUGUUUGUAAUUUCCAGAUAAAAUUCAAUAAAUAAUUGAAAAUUAAUUACCCUA